Molecule: messenger RNA, 3973 nt
Organism: Elephantulus edwardii (Cape elephant shrew)
Lineage: Eukaryota; Metazoa; Chordata; Mammalia; Macroscelidea; Macroscelididae
Gene: NLGN3
Product: neuroligin 3
Exons: 8
Coding region: 300-2891 (863 amino acids)
Biological process (GO): chemical synaptic transmission; neuron cell-cell adhesion; modulation of chemical synaptic transmission
Cellular component (GO): cell surface; postsynaptic specialization membrane; synapse
Molecular function (GO): signaling receptor activity; neurexin family protein binding
Source: RefSeq, a predicted model, not a curated record
CUUGAUGCGCGGGCACAGCAGCCAGGCGGGCCAGGCCGAAGAAGAGCAGAUCUCCGGGAUUCGGAGGAGCCCUUGGCCUGGAGGCUAUAUGGGUGGUCCAUGGCUCGGUUCAGUCACCCGAAACAGCAGCUGCCAGGGGAACAGGACUGUCUGACCCUAAGGGAGUCCCUUUUCUGAAGCUUUGGUGCUUGGACGACCAGCUUGCUACAUUGCUGGGGACCUAUUGGUGUCCCUUAAGAGCUUAAUUUUGAGAUUCCAGUUAGUGUGGCCAUGAAAAGGCUGUCUAUUGGGCUGGUGCUAUGACCCUGGAGUCUGCCUCUCUUGCCAGUCCCUCUGCCCAGAACAUGUGGCUACAGUUUGGCUCACCCUUCCUCUCCCUGAGCCCCAAAUCCACAGUUGGUCAGAGCCUGUGCCUCACCCUGUGGUUCUUCAGUUUGGUGCUGAGGGCCAGUACCCAGGCCUCAGCACCAACAGUCAAUACCCACUUUGGGAAGCUGAGGGGUGCCCGGGUACCCUUGCCCAAUGAGAUACUGGGUCCUGUGGACCAAUACCUAGGGGUGCCCUAUGCAGCUCCCCCUAUUGGUGAGAAACGAUUUCUGCCCCCAGAACCACCCCCAUCCUGGUCUGGCAUCCGGAACGCCACACACUUCCCCCCAGUGUGCCCCCAGAACAUCCACACAGCUGUGCCUGAAGUCAUGCUGCCAGUCUGGUUCACUGCCAACUUGGAUAUCGUCGCAACUUACAUCCAGGAACCCAAUGAAGAUUGCCUCUAUCUAAAUGUCUAUGUGCCCACAGAGGAUGUAAAGCGGAUUUCCAAGGAAUGCGCCCGAAAGCCCAACAAGAAAAUAUGUAGGAAAGGAGGAUCCGGCGCUAAGAAACAGGGCGAGGACUUAGCGGAUAAUGACGGGGAUGAAGAUGAAGACAUUCGGGACAGUGGCGCUAAGCCCGUCAUGGUCUACAUCCAUGGAGGUUCUUACAUGGAAGGGACAGGCAACAUGAUUGAUGGCAGUGUCCUCGCCAGUUAUGGCAACGUCAUCGUUAUCACCCUCAACUAUCGAGUUGGGGUGCUAGGUUUCCUGAGCACUGGAGAUCAGGCUGCCAAGGGCAACUAUGGGCUACUUGACCAAAUCCAGGCCCUCCGCUGGGUGAGCGAGAAUAUUGCCUUCUUUGGUGGAGAUCCCCGGCGUAUUACUGUUUUUGGCUCUGGUAUUGGUGCAUCCUGUGUCAGCCUCCUCACAUUGUCACAUCACUCUGAGGGACUUUUCCAGAGGGCCAUUAUCCAAAGUGGUUCUGCUCUAUCCAGCUGGGCUGUAAACUACCAACCAGUGAAGUACACCAGCUUGCUGGCAGAUAAGGUGGGCUGUAAUGUACUAGACACAGUGGAUAUGGUGGACUGUCUUCGGCAAAAAAGUGCCAAGGAGCUGGUAGAGCAGGACAUACAGCCAGCCCGCUACCAUGUGGCCUUUGGCCCUGUGAUAGAUGGUGAUGUCAUUCCUGAUGACCCUGAAAUCCUCAUGGAACAGGGCGAGUUCCUCAACUAUGACAUCAUGCUAGGUGUCAACCAGGGUGAGGGUCUCAAAUUUGUGGAAGGGGUGGUAGACCCUGAGGAUGGUGUCUCUGGCACUGACUUUGACUAUUCAGUCUCCAAUUUUGUGGACAAUCUAUAUGGCUAUCCUGAGGGUAAGGACACCCUGAGAGAAACUAUCAAGUUCAUGUAUACAGACUGGGCAGAUCGUGACAACCCUGAGACCCGCCGUAAAACACUGGUGGCACUCUUCACUGACCACCAGUGGGUGGAGCCCUCAGUGGUGACAGCUGAUCUGCAUGCCCGUUAUGGCUCACCUACCUACUUCUACGCCUUCUACCAUCACUGCCAGAGCCUCAUGAAGCCUGCUUGGUCAGAUGCAGCUCAUGGAGAUGAAGUACCCUAUGUUUUUGGAGUCCCUAUGGUAGGUCCCACUGACCUCUUUCCCUGCAACUUCUCCAAGAAUGAUAUUAUGCUCAGUGCUGUCGUUAUGACCUACUGGACCAACUUUGCCAAGACUGGGGAUCCCAACAAGCCGGUCCCACAGGACACCAAGUUCAUUCACACCAAGGCCAACCGCUUUGAGGAAGUGGCCUGGUCAAAAUACAACCCCCGAGACCAGCUCUACCUUCACAUUGGGCUGAAGCCAAGAGUUCGUGACCAUUACCGGGCCACUAAGGUGGCCUUUUGGAAACACCUGGUGCCCCAUCUAUACAACCUGCAUGACAUGUUCCACUAUACGUCCACGACCACCAAAGUACCACCACUGGAUACCACCCACACCUCCCACAUUACCCGCAGACCCAAUGGCAAGACCUGGAGUACCAAGCGGCCAGCCAUCUCACCUGCCUACAGAAAUGAAAAUUCCCAGGGAUCUUGGAAUGGGGACCAAGAUGCAGGACCACUUCUGGUGGAAAACCCUCGUGACUACUCCACUGAAUUAAGUGUUACCAUUGCUGUGGGGGCUUCCCUCCUGUUCCUUAAUGUUCUGGCCUUCGCUGCCCUCUACUACCGUAAGGACAAGCGACGUCAGGAGCCCUUGCAGCAGCCUAGUCCUCAGAGGGGCAGUGGGGCCCCCGAAUUAGGAACUACUCCUGAAGAGGAGUUGGCAGCAUUACAGUUGGGUCCCACACAUCAUGAGUGUGAGGCAGGUCCUCCCCGUGACACACUGCGCCUCACUGCACUGCCUGACUACACCCUGACCCUGCGGCGCUCCCCUGAUGACAUCCCACUCAUGACCCCCAACACCAUCACUAUGAUUCCAAACUCCCUGGUGGGGCUGCAGACAUUGCACCCCUAUAAUACCUUUGCUACAGGGUUCAACAGUACAGGGCUGCCUCACUCACAUUCUACCACCCGAGUAUAGCUCUAGCCAGAGUUGUAGCCUUUCUUUUGGAUCACUCUGCCACAGAUUCACAAACAUGAACACACAGACUAUACACACAGAGACAAAUAUGUAUAAGCACGCAACCACACCCUACAGCAGACCAACCUACACAAAUAAGACAGAUAUGGACAUGCAACUGCAUAAACAAAGACACAAAUACUGAAAUCAACACUGAGCAGAUCCUUCAAAUGGGGACAAAAGAAUCUUGGGCAAACUGAGGACUCAUUAAAAAACUAAAGCCAGCUCCCCGGCCAUAGACAUCCCUGGUGGGCCUGAAAGCAACAGCUGGACAUCUCCUUGGUGCUUGCCUCUGGACUCUAUUGGACCUGCACCACCAACUCACUAUAGACUUGGGAGCUUUAAAGAGCAGAGUAGCUCUUCCUCUCCCAAGCUUGGUCUUUUUCUGGGUCUUGUUUUUGUUGAUUUUUUUUUUUAAUUUAGAACAAAUGUUUCUCCAACCUGUGAGUACAAAGAGGCUCUGGAAGAGAGAGCUCUAAACCAUGUCUCUCUAACUCUGAAACUCCUGGUGUUCAUACAAUUAAACCAAGGAACAGGACCCCAAGGAAGAAAUUGCUUUGAAAGAAACUGAUUUGAGCAAGACCAUAGGGUAGAAGGUCAAUAAGACUAUGAUAGAUGGUGUUGAAGGGCCAUAGGAUAGAGCUCUCCAAACAUCUCUGGGUCCUUUUGGAGGGUUGUAGAGACUACAAGUUGGCCUGCUUCCCCAAAAGGCAAUAGCAUUAACCUGGUUAGACCAGGGUUCCUAGAUUUGAUGAACAAGGUUCUGUGGUGGUCAUGUCAUUCAUUAUUGGGCCCCUGGGCUCUGAUUCUGCCUUUGAAGUAAUGCUAUCAGAAAUUUGCCCCAUUUUCUUUAUAGAGUCUCCUUUGUGUCUUGUCAUUUCUCUUUCAAAAAGGCAAUGUUUUGUUGUUGGUGGUGGUAGUGGUGGCUUUUUUAAAAAGAAAAGUUCUUUAAACACUAACAUGGAAACCCAUGGAGUUUGUCCUUUGUAAAAAUUUUAAACAGUGUCUUAAUAUAAAAAUAAAAAUCCAGUUAGCACUCCCAA